Eutrema salsugineum is the source of this 513-nucleotide messenger RNA. RefSeq lists its product as uncharacterized. Gene Ontology annotation, molecular function: zinc ion binding. The transcript has a single exon. The record is from RefSeq and is a predicted model, not a curated record. Lineage: Eukaryota; Viridiplantae; Streptophyta; Magnoliopsida; Brassicales; Brassicaceae. The coding region runs from base 1 to 513 and encodes 170 amino acids.
AUGAAUCAAAGCCAAAGCUCCGGUUCAGCAUCGAACGCAAUAAUCGGAGGAUUCAUGGGCGAAUUGAAGUGUCACUGUGGGAAGGAGUCGGUGGUUAAGAAGGCUUGGACGGAUGAUAAUCUGGGGAGAAGAUUCUAUGGUUGUGGAGAUCGAAAUUGGAAGUCCUGCAACUUCUUCAGAUGGUUUGAUGUUGAGAAGCCUCAUGGAUGGCAGAAGAAAGCAUUGGUGGAAGCUCGAGACACGAUUCAGGACCAAUUACAAGAGCUGAAAAAGCUGAGAGCUUUGGUCGGAGAAGAUGGUGAAGUAAUGGCUUCUGCCGGCGAGCAGAUAGAGUCACGAGCCGAUAAUGCGGAGAAUUCGGAGGUAUGGAUCGAACUGACUAACGAGAACAAGGCUCUGAAGGAAGAACUUGCAUUGAGCGUGGAAAAGGAGAAACUUUGUCGACAAUUUGUGGUCAUUUCGUGGGUGGGAUUUGUGUGUGUGACUGCAAUAAUUUGCAAUGCUUUCAAGUAA